Messenger RNA from Vanderwaltozyma polyspora DSM 70294, 1806 nucleotides. RefSeq names its product putative serine/threonine protein kinase RTK1 (gene RTK1). Gene Ontology annotation, molecular function: ATP binding; protein serine/threonine kinase activity. The transcript has a single exon. Gene Ontology annotation, biological process: protein phosphorylation; intracellular signal transduction. The record is from RefSeq and is a predicted model, not a curated record. Lineage: Eukaryota; Fungi; Ascomycota; Saccharomycetes; Saccharomycetales; Saccharomycetaceae. Bases 1 to 1806 code for a protein of 601 amino acids.
AUGAAGAAAUCAUUACAAUCGUCGUCCACUUCUCCUCCUCCACAGCAGAAACAAAAAUCUUCAACGAGGAGGAGGUUUAAAACCAUUUCAAAGUUUUUUAAUAGUAGCAGUGAACCAACUAAAAGAACUUUUCAUAAUCCUUCGAAUUAUUUCGAUAGCACGGAUAAUAACAGUGAUAACAGCCAUAACAAUGGGACAUCCUCGAAUUUGGAUGCGAAAGCAACCACAUCUACUUCCCCAUUGAGCUUUUACGACGAUGUAUCCAUUAUCAGCACCGCAAGCUCAUAUGACACUAAUAUACAUCCUGUUCAAGAACUACAGAAACAAAUCGAAGAUAAACAGAAAAAUUCUAUAACGGUCCAUCAGAAGAAACAAGUCCAGGAAUAUUCAAAGACUAAAAAAUCAUUGAGAUUGAAAAGAUUCUUUAAAAAGGAAAUAGUGGGAGCUGAGGUUUCUUCAGACCAUGAGGCAUCGCUCCAGUCUCAACAACAAGCACAAAUACAAGAUCUACAACAAAAACAUACUAAUAAUAAUAAUAACAAUAAUAAUAAUGGUGAUACUCAUCAUCAUCAUCAUCAUCACCAUCACCACCAACACCAUGGUCCAGAGGAUCAUGUCUCUAAUGGGAUGAUGGUAACGACAAAUGAAGGUUCACAUUCUUUGACUUAUAAAACACUAUAUGAAUCUGAUAAUAUUAAUGAUCUAAUAGGCCAGUACGGUACCCCGGUUAAGAAACUAGGUGAAGGUGCUACAGGCUCUGUAUCUGUUGUCAAAAAUCCAAAUAAUGGGAAACUAUACGCAAUUAAACUGUUCACUUUUAAGGGUGACACUCAUAAUAAAUCCAAUAUAGUCAGCUUUUCUAAAAAAGUGACCACCGAAUUCUGUAUAGGCUCUACUUUGCACCAACAAAAUGUGGUUGAAAUCACAGAUAUGUUACAACAAGAAGAAAAUGGUACAUUCAUGCUGGUAAUGGGUUAUGAGCCAUACGAUUUCUUCAAUUUGGUUAUGAGUGGAUUAAUGACAAUAAACGAAAUCAACUGUUAUUUCAAGCAAUUGUGUAGUGGUGUAAACUAUCUGCACUCCAUGGGUAUAGCACAUAGAGAUUUAAAAUUAGAUAAUUGUGUGGUAGGUUAUCAUGGUAUUUUAAAAAUUAUCGAUUUCGGAAGUGCUGCAAUAUUUAAGACACAUUUAAAUGACCUGAAUUUCAUGAAAGCGUAUGGCAUCGUGGGUUCAGACCCUUACUUAGCUCCAGAACUAUUAAACAAUUACCAUGCUUCCAUCUCCACCGGUUAUUAUGAUCCAAGACCUGUGGAUGUAUGGUCAAUAGCUAUAAUAUAUUACUGUAUGAUUACGAAGAGAUUCCCAUGGAAGGCUCCAAGAAUGAUAUAUAAUUCGUUCAGAUUAUUUUGUGAACAUCCAAGAGUGGCCAAAGAUACAACAGUGGGUCCAUAUAGACUACUGAAGGCCUUGCCCAAAGAAUCAAGGAGUUUAUUAGGUGAAAUGGUACUACUAGAUCCAAGAGAUCGUAUUUUAAUUGAACAUAUAGUCGAAGACCCUUGGUUUGAAUCUAUAGAGUGUUGUGGAAUAGAUAAAUCAGGCAAUCUUCUCAAAGCCCCAGUAUCACAUAAUCAUCAUUUAGACAUCGAUAAGGAUGAUGAAGAAGAUGAUGACCCAAGUACCGAUGAUGUUACGAUACUCAAAGAUUCCAAGAAUACAUCGAGUAAUGGAAGUAGUGGAAAACCAGUUUCAAAUCCUGCCGAUUCUUCUUUAACUGAUAAAAUUAGAACUUUAACGACUAAUGAUUGA